CAGUCCUAUUCAGCCAAUUUUCUUUGAAGCCUGGUUACCUAUGCUAAGGCUUGGCCACUCGUCCACUUGCAAACUGACAUGGCGGAAACAACCGGCAUUUACGCGGAGGAUAUUGUCAAAAAUUCUCAAGGAAUUGUUGGGCUUGUUUUGGAAGAUGCAGAAGAAACAUCUGAUGAAUCGGACAGCGAAGAAGAGGCGCUCAAGAAGGGUCACAUCGUAGUGUGUUGGUACCCUUCAGGGAACGAAGAAACCUUGUCGCUUACCAAGGUCAAACUAGCAGACAGGUCUCUCCUUCCAGGUGAUGUUGUUAAGUUUUCUGAUGUGCAGAAAGGAACCCAGAAAGGAUUUGUCUGCAAUGUUGAAGUUGUUGCCAGUGUCAAUGUUCUGGUGGCCAACCAGAAUUUUCAUAACGUGGACUGUAAAGAACUUUCUCCCUUACAGGAGUUUGUUCCUGGAUUACCUGUGAGCCUGGGCCCUUGGCUUGGAAUAGUCACUGAGGUUUAUCGCAAGAUUGUACUAAGAAUCAAGAAUGGCUCCAGAUGCAGUUUGGAAGGAGAGCAGGCUUCAAUGAUUUAUGACACAAGUGAUCAACGUGAUGAGGAUUCCCCUUUCUAUUCUGCAUCAUUUUAUCCGGGCCAGAAGGUUGCUGGUCCUUCACGAGCAUUUAAAGAAGCUAAAUGGCUAUCAGGAGUGAAGCCUGUCAUUCACAAUCAAGCCCAGAUCAAAGGAACUGUGGAGGAGGCAAGUAUUAUUGCGUGUGAUGUAGACUGGCAGAUCUGUGGUGCGUGCCAAAAUAAUUUCCAAGAAGAUGAAUGUCUUAAACCACCUGAUCCCACAGUAACACAGGAACAACUUCACAGGCUACUCGUUGCGAACCGUUUUCGACAUGCAAGCGUUCAGAUUGGGGACAAAGCAUUCUAUACAUUGAAAGCUCGCGAUCUAAGACUUGCCGCGAGUGGAGGGAACUUUUCAUCCAAACAGGAAAGCUUUGAUGAUGAGAAUACGGAGGGACUUGAGGUGCUCAGCGAGCGUGCGCCUACCAAUCCAGUAUCCGACAGUCAGAUAGACGGGUGUAGUGUACAUAAGCAAGAGACCUCUAAUAGUGGAAAAGCAGAAUUAGGUGAUUCUCAGGAGAGUACAACAACAGGUGCCAGUGCGAGUUUGAGCUCUGGAGGGAGUUCAGGGAGUUUCUAUUCAGCUGAAAGUGAAUCCAAAAACUCUAGUUCAUCGACGUCGGUAACUUCUUUAUGCGACUCCAAUCUUCCUGCGCCCACAGAAACAUCCUCAAUUACGAAAGACCCUUCUGCCUCUCAGGCUUCUGAAACAGGAUUAGCUCAGAGUGGAGCUAAUCAGGUGGAUACACAUGACGAGCAGCCUCAUACCACCGGCUCUGAUUCCGCAGAAGCAGAUGCAGAUGCAGAUGAAGAUUCGGACGGUCUUGAAGUUGUUAUACCAAAAGUAAAAGGCGCAAAUAUUGCUGGUGCUCUUAAACAUGACUCUGGUCUGUCCCAUGGGGUACGCUACCCGACUAAGCGAAGGAAGAAGCGUCUAAGAAGGAAGCGAAAAGUAGCUCCACCCUUGCAAGUGAAGGUCGGUGACAAGGUGUGUGUGGAAGUGUCAAAUACUUGUACCACAGUGGAUGUUAUCUGGCAGGAUGGCUCCAAACAGGAAAAGGUGUUAUCCACGGAUUUGAUACCAGUGUUUCACUUAGACGAGUUGGAGUUCUUUCCAGGAGAUUAUGUGUCUGAUAAAAGGGAGAAUGCAGAUUCGUCAAAGUAUGGUGUCGUACUCACUGCUGACCAUCAGUCACGCUUGUGUUACAUCAAGUGGUUCUCGCGAGAUGGUGAAGAACUGAGUGUGGAACGUGACGUGAGCGUGUACGACAUCACGGAGCAUACGGAUUUCGUGUUCAGCGUAGGAGAUGUUGUGGUGCGCAUGGCAAGGGAUGACUAUGAAAACGAGGGCGAUCAGAAUUCUGACACAACAACUUCAUGUAUAGGUCAGGUCACACGAGUGGACGACGAAGGCAGUGUGUCCAUCCGAUGGGUGGACGGCACGGUCUCCAAAGUUAAACCUCAGGAGCUGUACAAAUUUGAUACCGAGGACGAUGGACAGCUGUCAUCAGAUGGUUCCACCAUGGCAUCAGAUGAUGAAUGGGAGACCACGAGUGGGGAGAGUACUGAAGAAGAUGGGCCUAUUGACAUCAUGGAUCACGUGCCAAGGCACGGCUCCUCAGCUGGUGAGGAGGAGAAUGUCGACAGAGAGGUCCUACAGGAGGCGAACAACAGGAUCAACGAAAUUGUGUCAAAUACAAAUCCUGCUUUUAUGACUUUCGAAAAUGUUCCUGAAGAGCACAUCUACUUUCAUACCACAUUCCAGGCGCAAAAUCCUGGUCGCUUCUUGUCGUGUCUGCGAAAAGAGAUGGCUCUUCUUAUGUUUUCACUUCCAGCCGGAAUCAUAGUCAGAGGAUACGAGAAUCGUGUGGAUAUUCUAAGGGUCAUGAUCACUGGGCCUGUGGGAACCCCAUACGAACAUGGACUGUUUGUUUUUGAUGUCCGGCUGCCGCCAGAUUACCCUGCCUCUCCCCCUGUGUUCUACUACCUGUCCCAGUGCUCCGGUCGUUUAAAUCCAAACCUUUACGAAGACGGCAAGGUUUGUGUGAGUCUACUGGGAACCUGGGCCGGGCGUGGAAGCGAGGUUUGGACGUCAAAGUCGAACGUGCUUCAAGUUUUAGUAUCAAUACAAGGACUAAUUUUAUGCAGUGAACCAUAUUACAACGAAGCUGGGUAUGAAAAACAGAGAGGAACCGCGCAGGGAUUGGAGAAUAGUCGCCUUUACAAUGAAAUGGUUUUACUGAAACUGGUCCAGUCGAUGGAGAAACUUGUCACAAAACCUCCAAGCGGCUUGGAAAAAGAAAUAUUACAGCACUUCGCGCAUCAUGGAGCAAGAAUGAUACAAAAAUUCAAGCGGUGGAUUGAUCUUUUCCACGAGCAGGAGACAACACUGUCCGAAUGCGAAAAUGGCGACCCUAAGGAUUAUGUUGCGGCUGGUGAACUGAGACAUAUAGAAGAAACCGUCCAUGACGUCAUCGUCGCAGAAGCAACGCGAACUAAGUCUGUACCGGGAUGCGAUAACGAACAGAUGUUGAACGGUCAUUCUUCAGCGGGAAGACUAGAACCAAACGAGGGGCAAGGACAAAAUGAACUUGUAAAGAACUGCGUCGCUGAAAAUGACGUUACGAACGAAGCCAACGACCCCGAGGGUAAAGGGGCGAGUUGUCUAGAUCCAUCUCCCGAAGGCAAAACCUCGAAAACCGAGAACGAGAGCGUAUGUCAAGGUGCGACCUCGUGGGAAAAGAUCGGCCCCGAUUAUCCCUUGUUUCCACUCUCUCGCGGAUUUUGUCUGAGUCUCCGGAGAGCGUUGGAAAGUUUCCAGAAGGCUUUGGACAAGGCAGUACUGAAGCCAUAAUAACAAGGACAAAUCAGUGACGCUGUAAAUUAUAAAGCAAAAAAGAUAUAUUGUUAUCGAAAAAGGGUUUUAAAAGUUAUUUAUAUUUUUGAAUGCACAAUGCAAGAUUUAUGAAUUCUGGAAAGCUGCUAUGCAGUGGUAUAUUCGUUAUUUUGAGUCCUUGAAAACCUCAAGAAAGUAAAUUGAACAAAUAAAUUGAAAAAUGUCGUAUUUUCCUCAACGUGA
Molecule: messenger RNA, 3693 nt
Organism: Pocillopora damicornis (cauliflower coral)
Lineage: Eukaryota; Metazoa; Cnidaria; Anthozoa; Scleractinia; Pocilloporidae
Product: (E3-independent) E2 ubiquitin-conjugating enzyme UBE2O
Molecular function (GO): ubiquitin conjugating enzyme activity
Source: RefSeq, a predicted model, not a curated record